CUGACCGAGACAUCAUCCAGGAAGAUCUCAACGAGGUCACUACCGAUGUAAGGGUGACUGCGGAGAAGGUCUCCACCAUGGCCCAACACCAAGUGAGCAACACGGAGCAGAUAGUUCAACUUCAAGCAGCACAAAGUGACAUGCAAGUCCGACGACACUAUGGACCAUGUGUGAGGAUGCACAAAUCUCAACAAAAGGGUUGA
Messenger RNA from Pelobates cultripes (western spadefoot toad), 203 nucleotides. The record is from the annotation of a GenBank genome assembly. Lineage: Eukaryota; Metazoa; Chordata; Amphibia; Anura; Pelobatidae.